Acipenser ruthenus (sterlet) is the source of this 8349-nucleotide messenger RNA. RefSeq names its product DNA-binding protein SATB2-like. The record is from RefSeq and is a predicted model, not a curated record. The transcript has 12 exons. Gene Ontology annotation, biological process: regulation of transcription by RNA polymerase II; chromatin remodeling. The coding region runs from base 1250 to 3640 and encodes 796 amino acids. Lineage: Eukaryota; Metazoa; Chordata; Actinopteri; Acipenseriformes; Acipenseridae. Gene Ontology annotation, molecular function: RNA polymerase II cis-regulatory region sequence-specific DNA binding; DNA-binding transcription factor activity, RNA polymerase II-specific.
CACACACACACACACACAGGACAGCACACACACACACACACAGCACACACACACACACACACACACACACAGGACAGCACACACACACACACACACACACAGGACAGCACACACACACACACACAGGACAGCACACACACACACACACAGAGAGAGAGAGAGAGAAUAGGGUGAAGAAUCACAGAUAACAGACUGAAAUUGGAAGAGUACAAAAAACAAAGUUUCUAUUUUUGAAAAGUACUUCCUCUCUUAUUUAGGCCUAAUUUAAAAGGUGUGAACUCCUGUUCUCUCCGUGCGUUCAUUAAAUAUUCACCGCGAUCUAAAUAUCCUGACGGUUACAGAUUAAAUGCAAUUAUAAAAGCUGGCAGCAGCGUAUAGACCGGACAUCGUUAAUGUUAAACGUGCACAAACAAAACCAAAACAGAGUCGCCACCAGAAUAUCUGAUCUGAAUUAUAACAGUGUGAAAAGGGUCGACCUCCCCCAAAAACAUCAGCGGGUGGCACGACGUAUACAACAAUUUGAACUGCCCUCUUCCUUUUUAUCUAUGUCACACACUCCCUCUCUCUCUCUCUCUCUCUCUCUCUCGCUCGCUCGCUCGCUCGCUCGCUCUUCCUCGCCCUCUCUCUCCUUUUCUGACUCCGCUGUCUGUCACCGGUGGCGGCGGCAGGAGAGAGAUUGAAAGUGACACUCAGGGUCAGUCUCCUCUCGCACCGGUUCUUAUUUUCUACGGAAUCGGACAGCCAGAUAGACAGACAGCCACACAGACAGAUAGAUAGACAGAUAGAUAGACCUGGAUUCUGUGUAUUUGCUUUUCGUUUUCUCCGUUGAUUGUCAUUCCAUUUCAGUUUUUGUAUAUGUUCCCGAUAAAGGUGCAAAGUGACGUUCAUGACCAGAGCUCAUCUUCAGACUGUGGUGACAAGUUGAAGACACACAACCCUUCUUCUUCUUCUUCUUCUUCAUCGUCAUCUUUUGUGCGAGCAGUUGUUUUGUGAACUAUAGCAUACUCCAUCAGUCUCCGUCCUAUCCACAGCCCUCUGCAGACCGCGACGGGCACUUCCACAGGAACCGCUGCACCCUCUCAAUCCACUCAGCCAAGCCGAGAGAGAGGAGCGAAGAGAGGCAACAGCGACAAACCGCUUGAAACCCUUUCCUAUAGAAAACGAAGCCAACAAACUUCCCGCCCUGGAUUCAUUACUUUUGAUCCAUGGACAGAGCCUUUUCCCGAGCCAGUCCAGGCACAGACACGCCAUGAGCAGCCCGUACUCGUUGGUGGGAGCGCCCUCUGUUGACUGGAGGAGUAUGGAGCGGCGCAGCGAGAGCCCCGGUCUGCGGGACAGCCCUGAGCGGAGGAGCAGCAGCCCUGACACAAAGGGCCCUCCGCCUGGGAAAAUGGGGCGCCUAGAGCAGAACGGGAGUCCCACAGAGGCUUGCAGCCGCCUCAACGGGGCCACAACACGCUCGCUCGGAGGUCUCAUGAUCCCCGUGUUCUGCGUGGUGGAGCAGAUGGACAGUCCCCCGGAUGUGGACAGUCGGGAGGAGCAUGCCGAGUUUGUGUUGGUGCGGAAGGACGUCCUCUUCAAGCAGCUGGUGGAGACGGCUCUGCUGGCACUGGGGUUCUCCCACAGCUCGGCUGCACAGGCUCGGGGGAUCAUCAAGGUGGGCCGUUGGAACCCGCUUCCGAUCCACUACCUGAGCGACGAGCCAGAGGCCACGGUGGCAGACAUGCUGCAGGACGUCUACCAUGUGGUGACGCUGAGAAUCCAGCUGCAGAGCCGUGCCAAGCUGGAGGACUUGCCCGCGGAGCAGUGGAACCAUGCCACUGUGCGGAACGCCCUAAAAGAGCUGCUGAAGGAGAUGAACCAGAGCACACUGGCCAAGGAGUGCCCUCUCUCACAGAGUAUGAUCUCCUCAAUCGUGAACAGCACCUACUACGCUAACGUCUCCUCUACCAAGUGCCAGGAGUUCGGCCGCUGGUACAAGAAAUACAAGAAGCUUAAAGGGGAUUACUUAGAGAAGAUGUGGGCGGGAAGAGAAAACACGGAAAUCAAAGUGGAGAGAGACAACCUGUCUGAGUUCUGCGUCCUGGGCCAGCGUCCCUCACACCUGCCCGGCCUGACCCAGCUGAGCUCGCUGGGUGGAGGGGGGGAGCGAGAACCUCAACAGCAGCAGCCCCCCCCUCACAACCAGCUGCAUCACAGCCCCCCCCUGCGCAGCCAGGUCCCCCCCGGAGCCACGCUGCAGCCCCUCAUGGGCCCCACAGGCCUGCUCUCCCCCCAGCUCAACCCCCAGCUGGUCCGGCAGCAGCUGGCCAUGGCGCACCUCAUCAACCAGCAGCUAGCAGUCAGCCGGCUCCUCGCACACCAGCACCCCCAGGGCAUCAACCAGCAGUUCCUGAACCACCCGCCCAUCCCGCGCCCUGCCAAGCCCGUCGAACCCGGCUCCAACCCCAGUGGCGUGGAGGUCUCGCCCGAAAUCUACCAGCAGGUGCGGGACGAGCUGAAGAGAGCCAGCGUCUCACAGGCCGUCUUCGCCAGGGUGGCUUUCAACAGGACGCAGGGCCUGCUCUCUGAGAUCCUGAGGAAGGAGGAGGACCCACGUUCAGCUUCGCAGUCGCUGCUCGUGAACCUGAAGGCCAUGCAGAACUUUCUGAAUCUCCCCGAGGCCGAGCGGGACCGAAUCUACCAGGAGGAGAGAGAGCGCAGUAUGAACCCGGCCGCAGGGCUGCCCUCCCCCAGCACAGCCCCCCCCGGGGUCCCGCGCCUGCCGCAGUUGAAGCCCCCCGGCCCCAGCCCAGACUUGCCCCUGAAGGUGGAGGGUCUGGGAAUGUGCAUCACCUCCAUCAUCUAUGAUGAGAUCCAGCAGGAGAUGAAGCGAGCCAAGGUGUCCCAGGCACUCUUCGCCAAGGUGGCUGCCAACAAGAGCCAGGGCUGGCUGUGUGAGCUGCUCCGCUGGAAAGAGAACCCAAGCCCGGAAAACCGCACACUGUGGGAGAACCUGUGCACCAUCCGGCGCUUCCUGAGCCUAGCGCAGUCGGACCGCGACCUGGUGUACGAGGAGGAGUCGCGGCACCACCACAGCGAGAGACUGCAGCACACUGUCAUACACCCGCCUGCAGAGCCGAGCCAGGUGCUUCACAGGCAGUCUUCGCAGCCAGCCAAGGAGAGCUCCCCCCUGCGCGAGGAGCCCUUGUCAACACCGAUGGGCAGCAGUGGUGAGGACAGCGGAGGGGCUGGAGGCGGCGGCGGUGUGAAGAAACCUCGCUCCCGCACCAAGAUCUCCCUGGAGGCCCUGGGCAUCCUGCAGAGCUUCAUCCAAGACGUGGGGCUGUAUCCGGACCAGGAGGCCAUCCACACACUGUCCGCCCAGCUCGACCUGCCCAAACACACCAUCAUCAAGUUCUUCCAGAACCAGCGCUACCACGUGAAGCACCACGGCAAGCUGAAGGAGCACGUGGGCGGAGCUGGCAUUGACGUGUCCGAGUACCGCGAGGAAGAGCUGCUCUCCGAGUCUGAGGAGACCGGGGACAGCGAGGAAGGGCCUGAGGACAUGUAUGGAGUGGAAAGUACAGAGGACAGCAAGGAUAAGAGCCACAACAACCUCAGCGCCUCCGCCACCGCCAGCCCAGAUCAGCACAGAUAAUACCCCAGAGAGCAGGGAGCCAAGGGAGCUGGGGGGCAGGAGGGGGUAUGAAAUUCAAAACAAACCUGGCAGCUUCUUGCACACCAACGUCAGGCCAUUCAAGGCAGCAGAGCAGCUGAUAUUGAGAGACAGAGCAUUGACAGGGUCGAGAGUGAUUAAACAAGCAAGCAUUGGUGAAAGUUCCAAAACCUCCUCUCUUAUUAGUUAGUGGGACACAUCAGAAAGGAAUUUCCUACAACCUCCCCGACCCCCUAAUGUGAUAUUGAAGUAUUACAGACCCUGAGACAAUCAAGGAGGUUCCCCUCUUUACCCGCCCAUCUCACCUCUGCAGACCCGUCUUCACCCCACCCUACCGCACCCUCACUCGAGGAUCUGUCCUGGUUUAACAGAUGCGCAGGGAUAUCUCUCUCUGGUUCUCAGCUCUCCCAGUCCACUCCUUGCUGCUCUCCUUUUCAAGCUCCUCACUGAUCAGCUCCUCACUGAUCAGCUCCUCUGAGUGCUGUCGCUGCUCACAGGAAGACAGUUUCACACCAGCAGGUGGAGGAUAUUUAAGAAACGUUGGAAUGCCCCCCUCCUCAUUAUCACCUCGCCCUUGCCCUCCGGGGUCCCGAAACCGGCCACACGGUUCUGUGUUCCAGGUUCACUCUGGGGGUUGAGUGAGAACUGGGAUUCACCAGAAAAAUUGCGAUCAGAGAGCCACAUCACCACACCUCAUUGCGCAGCUUCACCCACACAGUCUUCAUAACUGCGUGCAUGUUCCGGGCUGCAGUGAAGGGAGUUCUCUGCCCUCACUCUCUCCUCUACAAUCCUUUGCACCGACUCUCAGCUCAGCAGUAUUACACAGAGAGAGGGAUGGGGAAAACAGGGCUUUACUUCACAGCAGAUUUGCCUUUCUUGACUUUGUUGCACUUAGAAUUCUGGGGGAUAAAAGAAUGGACAAUGAAAGUUCAUUGAGAAGAAAGAAAGAAAAAGAAAGAAAGAAAAAAAGAAAGAAAGAAAGAAAGAAAGAAAGAGCAAUCAAGCAUGCCUCUGUGUUCAUGUACAGCACAUGCAUUGCAUGGGAUAGAAACUCCACCAGAUUGUGAAACAUGUUCUCUUUAAGGAAAGGGAAUCUGCACACUGUUUCUGCUCCUCAACCACUUCAUAAUGAGUGGAUCUGGCUCCGAGAAUGCCUCCCGCUCUCAGGGCGUGGUGCCUGUUUAUUCUUGAUCCCUAUUUAUUUUCUAUGUUUAUCCGUGAUUAUUAUUAUCAUUUUUUUAUUUUAAGAAAUCCCUAUGGCUUCCUCUCUGGUGGCUUUUUUGGGAAUAUUUGAGGUAUGUAUUUUAUGAAGAAAAAAAGAGAAAAAAUCAACAAAGAAGAAGAAUGAGUGAAUGACAAAAUGUAAAAUGAUAAAAAAAAAUAAUAGAUUACAGAGUUCUGUUACUUUCUGAAAGACAAGGCAGGCUAAUAAUGGUACAGAACAGAAGUUAUUGUGAAACAGAAAAUAAUCUACUUUUGCUACUUUACUCGACAAUCUUGUUGUUUCCACUGUCAAGAGAGGAAGGCUCUUGGUUCGUUCGUCUGUCUCCCUGGCAGAAAGCUCUUAUCCAGGCACAGAGUUAUCUGUCUCCACUGAAUCCAUUGAAUUCCUAAAAAUCAGGACUGUUAUUCUCAAAAACACUGACACUGACACAGAGGUUCAGAGGACCUUAUUUUUCAUUUGGCUAAAGAACACAAAUCACUAUAUAUUUGAACCUGUUUUUUAUUUGUUUCUUUGUAUUGUCUUUUAUGUCCCAUAACAAAAAGGGACCAGCUUGCUGAGUUAUUUGGUUUCCAAGAAUUGAAAAGAAAGUUGAGUCAUCAUUUUGGGGUUCUUCAAUGCAAGAAAGUAGCAACCCACAGUAACAACUAAUUGAGCUGGCUAUUCCCAGUCCUGGCUGUCUGAGUUCUGCCUGUACUGUAUUUAACCCUUUGUGUUGACUGUGGAGCCUUGUUUGGUGCGCGCAGGUUACCCCACUACAGCACACACACCCUCCAUGUUCAGAGUGCUCUGGGAUCAAAAGAAGAGUGAGGCAUGCCGGAAUCUCAGUUUCUAUCUCACUCUGAUAACUCCUUUCUGUUCUUACCGCCUGUGUUGAGCUAUCUUGCUGUCAACAGAUUUAACAUUCCAGAUAGCAGCAGUGAUAACCAGCAGACCCACCCGCUCUCUCACACUGUGCUCAGCACAAGGAUUUGCAGGUUCAAAUCCUGAGCCACAGGCAGCUGUAACACAACUUGUUCAUCUCUAACCUGAGCUACUCCAGUGCCAGCACCCAAUACGGUGUGUAUGGAUUGGGGCGUCUUAUCGUUCAAGACUGAUUGAGUGUUUGAAGUUAUGGAUUAAGACUGAAAGACUGAUGUCCAGGUAGUGGUACAAUUAUAAUCAGAGUCCCUUUAUCCUCACAGAGAGAUGCACACAGAUCUGUAGGCUUAUUCUCAGUACUAAGGGCACAUACACGUUUAAGAGAUAAGAAUCUACCCAUAUGGAACAGACAUAGACGCUUCAUAUAGGAGACAGUAUGAAACAUGUUCAGCUACAUGAUAUAAUGGAGGGUAUCUGUUGGGACCAGAUUCAUGUCUCCCUAAUGUUUAAGCCCACAGCUUGUUGUUGGAAACCCCAAGGUGGACAGGGUUAGUAAUUAUGAGCAGAGCAGGGGCAGGGGUUGAUUGUUAGUUUGAAAAUGCAUUGAGAUCAAUGGAAAAGUCACUAUGUCCAAAUAGAGAUUUAUGUUUCAUAUUAAUAAAUGUUGUACCCCUAGUGGCAGACUGCCAUAUCUCAAUGUCAUUUCACAGAGCAGACUUUUUGAAGUCCCUUCUGACGGGUAGAAUACUGGAAACAGUUGCACCACAUCUGGUUAGCUUACAUCAUGGUUUUUCUCAUUUGAAUUGAUUAUUUCUGUAAAAUGCCUUGGGGUGAUAGAUAGAUAUAUAUAUCUCUCUAUAUAUAUAGAUGUUUGAGACAUGUGUUUUUUCCAGAUGGGCGGGUGGAAUUUGAGCACUUUGUUGGGAAUCCAUUAGUGAAAGAAGGCUGAGUGUAUGGCAGUCUUACCUCAAAGACAAACUGUAUCUGAAUUACUGUGGUCAUUAUUGUUAUUUAAUUUGGUAUAGAGAUGUCUUUUUUUGCAUUCAUUAUUGUAUAAUUAUAUUGAGACUUUAAUAACUAGAGUUAAGGAAAAGCUGCUCUUACCUAAUCACUUUGCUACUUUAUCUUAUUUUUUAUCGCGCUUAUUAAAUCAAGUUGUGAGUGUUUUAAGGGAAUCUGUGUUCUUUGGACCGUGCUGUUUGAGGUGUUCAUGUUUGUGCUCUUCUGUUUUUUUAUUCAUUUUCUAAAGGAGGACAGUCUCCUCGAUUGGCAGCAAGGACACCCACCAUUCUGUCUGUUAAUCCCCAUGCUGUUCCUUUAAACCACAACUGCACUGUCACUGCAAUGCAAUGUGAACCUGCAGUCUCACGUGAUGUCACUGGCACUGCAUGUAGACGGGGGUAACCAGCAGUGCAGUGUAAGUUACAGUGUGACUGCAGUGGAGACAGACUGUACUCUGGCUGUAUGUUCCAGUCCACCCCACUGUUUACUUCACUGUUGAAAAGAAUGUUAGCUUGCCAGUCGUUGGGAGACUGUGGUCUGUUGUCAUGCAAGUAUGCCUAGGCAGGCCUGGCAAAUCCAACAUUAAUGCUGGUUCUGCUUGUUUAAAACACAGACCCUCUGCUAAGCUCAAACAGUCAGCUGUUACUGAAGCCCGUCUGUUAUUGGACGCGUCCAUCACUAAGUGUGGCCCCUGUUUAUUAUUUGACCCUCUCAGCGUUGUUUUGUGCGCUUUGCUUGUGUUACUGUUGGAAGUGAAGCCGUGGCCAGUGAGACACACAUUCUUCCAUGAAUUAUAAUGCAUAUAAUGUCUAUUUAUUCAUUAUCUGUCAUGCCAUAUUAUCUUGAUUGGGAAAGAAGUUUUUUUUGUUUUGUUUUGUUUUGUUUUUAAUUAAGUUGUCGCCAAUUAUCUUUAUUGUUUUCUCCCCAAUUUAGUAAUGUCCAAUUAUUUUUACAUGCAGCGGACUCACCAUGCAGCCACCCAGAACUACAGUGUCAGAGGACAACGCAGCCCUGGGCAAGCCACAGGGGUCGCUGGUGCGCAAUGAGCCGAGGACACCCUGGCCAACCUUACCCUCCCUCACCCGGGCGGCGCUCGGCCAAUUGAGCACCGCCCCCUGGGAGCUCCCAUCCUCGGUCAGCAAAGGAAUAGCCUGGACCUGAACAGGCGACGUCCAGACUAUAGGGCGCAUCCUGCACUCCACGCGGAGCGCCUUUACUGGAUGCGCCACUCUGGAGCCCCUAGUGGGAAAGAAGUUUUAAAGAAAACAAGCAAAAAAAAAGUUUGUUUCUUGUAGCGCCUCUUGACAAAGCACAAUUUUCCGCCUUCUUUUGUAAAAUGAAGAUUAUUAAUGCAUCAGCAGCAGCAGCAGCAAUGUGAAUGAGGAUUAUGCGAUUGCUAAAUGGUCCUUUUUUCGUGUAAAUCAAUCUGGUCUUUGUUAUCACUAAGUGAUAAUUCAUUUUUAACUUAUGUGCAUUGUUAGGCUGUUGUAGAUUUUUUUGUUGUUGUUGUUCAAAAUAAAAUGCAUCCAAUAAGUAAACUGAAGUUUAUCAGUAACUGUGCCUCCUUCUCUAUACAGCAGAGCUCUCAACCUGUGUGCUGUCUUAU